AUGACUACCCCAACGAUGGAUGACACCGUGCCCGACACUACCGUGUCAGCCGAUGAGGCUGCGCUUCGAAAGCAAGGCCACAAAGGCGAACUCCCUCGCCAGUUCUCCGCCUUCUCGGCUCUAUCGCUGGCGUUUGUCAUUACCAAUUCCUGGAUCGGAUAUGCGGCUGUAUUCGUGACGCCUCUCCUGGCUGGUGGAGGUCCUGCAGUUUUCUGGGGCGUCAUCGUGUCCUUUGUCGUUUGUACACUCAUCACUCUCGGUAUGGCCGAACUGGCUUCUGCCUUCCCAUCCAGUGGAGGCCAGUACCAUUUCACCUUCAUGGUGUCGUCUCCGAAGACGAGAGCGGCUGGAGCCUUCGUCACAGGCUGGCUGAGUGCUCUUGCAUGGUGUUUGACUGCGACUUCAGGCGCGAGUUUCACUGCUCAGAUCGUCAUGGCGAUUGCCUCCUUUGACAAUCCCAACUACGUCGCAGAGCGUUGGCAGGUCUAUCUAGUCUUCCUUCUCAUCACGAUACUCGCAUGCGCCAUCGUCUGCCUGCUGCCGAAGCUGCUGCCUAAGCUAGAGGAGUUCUUCUUCUGGUGCAGUAUCCUAGCAUUCCUGGUCACGUCCAUAGCCUGCGUCGCUAUGAACAAGAACAAGGAGCCCGCCAGCACCGUCUUCACCACGUACACGAACCAAACUGGUUGGAGCGAUGGCACGUCUUUCAUGAUUGGACUGGGCUCGUGCAUGUACAUCUUCGUCGCCACGGAUGCUGCAACCCAUAUCGCAGAGGAAGUCCCCAACCCUGGCCACAACAUCCCACGCGUGAUGUGGAUGACCCCUCUUAUCGGUAUCGUCACGACCCUCCUCUUCCUCCUUGCGACUCUCUUCUCCGCGACCGACCUAGACGCCAUCUCCGCCUCAGCCCUACCCAUCCUCACACUCUACAGCCAAGCCACCAACAGCACGCCCGCCACCAUCUUCUUCUCCUUCUGGCUCCUCCUCAACUAUUUCGGUGCCACCAUUGGCUGCAUCACAACCUCAGGCCGUCUGACCUGGGCGUUUGCCCGUGACAACGGUGUCUGGUACUCCUCGCACGUCGCUAAAGUCGAUUCACGCCUCGAAACCCCCGUCGUCGCGACCGUGUGCUGUUCGAUCUUCAUCGCACUGUACGGCCUUAUUUACAUCGGCUCGACAACCGCGUUCAACAGCAUCGUGUCCAUGUCGAUCUUGUCGCUGAACCUGACUUACGUGAUUCCACAGGGCAUCGUGCUCUUCCGUGGCCGCGACAAAGUGCUGCCAGCGCGAGCGUUGAAUUUAGGACGGUUCGGACCAGUCAUCAACGCCAUAUCGUGCUUGUGGGUGGCUGUGUACGUGGUGAUCUUUUGUCUCCCGGUUUUUGUGCCGCCAACGGUCAACGAUAUGAACUACCUGAGUCCUGUGGCUGUGGGGAUCGUCUUGUUGAUUUUGGUCGCUUGGUAUGGUGGAAAGAGGAAGACAUUUACCGGGCCGGUAAGUCAGAUCCCCUCUAAGCUGAGAGCGAGACUAAUGAGAGAAAAGAACGUUCAAUUCGACCAAGGCCUGGUGACCGAAGGUGUUUCACUUGCAGGCUCUAGCGAUGUGCCCGUCGCUGAAGGUGAAAAAACCGCGCAGACCGAGUCCAAAGGAUAA
This is a messenger RNA of Exophiala viscosa, 1650 nucleotides long. RefSeq names its product putative amino acid permease. NCBI's taxonomy places the organism in Eukaryota, Fungi, Ascomycota, Eurotiomycetes, Chaetothyriales, Herpotrichiellaceae. The transcript has 4 exons. The record is from RefSeq and is a predicted model, not a curated record. Gene Ontology annotation, cellular component: membrane. Gene Ontology annotation, molecular function: transmembrane transporter activity. Bases 1 to 1650 code for a protein of 549 amino acids. Gene Ontology annotation, biological process: transmembrane transport.